Carassius auratus (goldfish) is the source of this 6313-nucleotide messenger RNA. RefSeq lists its product as uncharacterized. The transcript has 5 exons. NCBI's taxonomy places the organism in Eukaryota, Metazoa, Chordata, Actinopteri, Cypriniformes, Cyprinidae. The coding region runs from base 382 to 3108 and encodes 908 amino acids. Gene Ontology annotation, cellular component: cytosol; cytoplasm. Gene Ontology annotation, biological process: negative regulation of JUN kinase activity; peptidyl-tyrosine dephosphorylation. The record is from RefSeq and is a predicted model, not a curated record. Gene Ontology annotation, molecular function: MAP kinase tyrosine/serine/threonine phosphatase activity; MAP kinase tyrosine phosphatase activity; protein tyrosine/threonine phosphatase activity.
CUCAUGCACAAGCACAGUACACAGAGCGCACGUUGCAUUGCGCCGGCGUACACAUUGUUAUUGUGUUAAUUGUGUACAUCUGUGAGGACAAGCGCUCUGAACAGUAUGAGGAAAAAUGCCUGAUUGUCAUAUACCGAUGGAUAUCACUGGAUUUGUAAAGUCUACCCUGCACAUUAAGGCAGACCACAGUUAACUGCAACUAUGUAAAUGUCUCGCGCGCGCACUGGAUCGGAAUAGUCGCGCGGAGAAACAUAAGGAUCUCAUUUAUCACGAAACAUGACGAUACAGCGGACGUACAGCUUAUAACGCUACAAAAGGCAAGACUGAAAAAAGCAAAGAGGAUGAGGAUACCAUCACCAGGCUCUCUUCGCUCAGCCCCAGAUGCCUCCGCUCCCUCUUGACGAGCGCAUAGUGGUUAUUCAGCGCCCCAAAAGUUUGGCCUUGCGCGUGGCCUCCCCACCAACCACUUCACAGUCUUCCUCACACCGCCCAGCCACUCACAACAAGCCCCCACCCCACUUACCACAACCCCAACCCCAACCCCCACCACCCCAUUUCCAUCCAGGUUCCAACUACCUGUCUCUGGAAUGCAAGCACAGACAAUCAUCCCAUGUUCAGAGAGAUAAAGGAGAACCAGAUGCUCCCUUUGAGGGCAGCAGCCACAAUGCUAGCCAUUGUCACAGCAAUGGGAUAGUAACUUUAGGUCCAAGACCUCACAAGCACACACAUACCAUUGACAUUAGAGUGUCUUUGGACAAAGGUGUAAGAGGAGAAUCCUACAUAGACAAAAGCCGCAGCAGUAGUCUUACCCGAAGUGGAAGCAUCAAAGGGAACAGAACUAAACGGGUGUCACUGCACUUGGAUCCAGGGCGAAGUGAAAGGAAAUGCAAAGGAAAGUCUUCUGAAUUAGUGGAGAAGCAUCACCAGAACCAUAAUCAGAGUCAAAACCGGACUCAGCACAGUAGCCAUCAUCCGAACCAACUCACAGUCUCACCUGGAGGGAUCUUGGAAUUUGUACCAGCGCAGAGACAGCAGUCAAAAUCCAAGCCAACAAGAGAGAGAGACCUGUCAUUAAAGUCUUGCUCUGCAACUGCCAGCCACCCAUUGCACAGUGAUAGGGACGUAUCAUCUGUAGGAAACAAGGAAAACUCCAAACUGGGACCCGGCCACCAACUGCCCCACACCCACAGCGUAUCCCAUCACCACAGUUCAGCCCCAUUACCCCAUGCUGCCAUCCUAAGCCCACACUAUCCUGCUGUACCACCCUCGCUCCCUCCCCGAGGCCCUUCCUCCUUCCAGCACAUCAGUCAACCCCGUCCCUCACGCCCUAGAGAACAUCGGCCCCAAAUUCUUCACGCUUUGCCCCUCUCCCCUACUUCCUCCCAAGGAGGCUUCCCCAGUCCUGACCACACAUGUACGAUUGACUUUUCCCACCCUUGUGGCUGUUGGAGGUUAGUUCGUUGUAGAAGAGGUAGAGGUCACUCGGCUGGCUGCCACGGUCAUAGUACAAGCCCAUCCUCUUCGUUUUCCCACACCCAAGGAGCAAGUGCUGCCAACGGAGGUGACGGAACCAUGGGAUUGAAGACUUUAGGAGGGUGUCUGUCCACUGCUUCCACUACCAACACCUCCUCUUCCAACAGCACUGUCUCGGACUGUCGCACAGGGCUGCUCAGACCUUUGGGUUGUGCAUCCUGUUCUGGAGAAGCUGGAGCUUUUGAGAGCCCUUCUGCUUUCCGUAAGAAGCUGGUUGGGGGUUGUUUACCCUGUACUCCCCUUUCCUCAUCUGCACCUCUUCGAGCACUCCAGAGUUGCGUUAGUGGGUGCAAUCCCAAAGCAAGCCAAACUGGAAGCUCCACGUGCAGUUACUGCAGUAGUGACCCCAUUGUAGUGACCUUUAACCCGCACAGAGGGAAUCCUCCCAAUAUGGGGCGUAAUAUGGGUGCACAUACCGUGGGAGGAUACCAGCCUGAUGAUGACGAUUACAGUGUACGCACAAUCUGGCCGGAGGAGCUAGCAAAAAAGAUGACUCGCUCUAAAACCCAACCUAUCCAUCACAACGCAAGUAUUGGAAUGGGCUCAGGGAGGACCUGCAUGGGCCACAACCAAAAAAGUGGCAAUCCUGUAAUCCUGGACUGUCGUAACCUUAUGGAGUUCACACGUUCCCAGCUGACAGAUCAGGCAGGGCGACGGAGGCUCCAGCAAGGCAAGAUGGCAGUUUUGGACUUUAUCGGAUCAGGGAAUAGUGGAGACCAGGGUAGAGAUUCCCUCAAGCGGCUUUGGAACAAAGGAGCAGAUGCUUGCAUGGGGGAUGGCAACGGGUUCGAUGACGAAGUGCUUCCACAAUCCCCAUCCCUCCACUCUCCAUCUCCAGAUUCCCCUCCAUCGUUCUCACCCCCACCCUCUGCUCCUAGCACACUUAUUAAGCCCAAACCCAAACAGCGAGAGAGGGAGGGUGGACACACCUUACCCUCGGCCCAGUCGCUCCACUUGGUCCUCAACUCACUCAACAGAGAACAAGAUGAGGAAAAUGGACGAGUGCAUCUUUCCCUCCCUCUUUCCUCAUCCCUCCCAGCUUCACUAUCUGAGGAGAGUGUCAUGACCCCAGAUGUGGAGAAUGCUGUGAUCAGCCCCAUCCUCCCUUUCCUUUUUCUUGGCAAUGAGAGAGAUGCACAGGAUUUGGAUCUACUGCUUCGUCUCAACAUUGGUUUUGUGGUCAAUGUCACAACCCAUCUUCCCCUCUACCACCUGGACACAGGCUUGGUGCGUUACAAAAGGCUACCUGCCACUGACAACAGCAAGCAGAACCUGCGACAGUAUUUUGAAGAGGUUUUUGAGUUUAUCGAGGAAGCUCACCAGUGUGGACGGGGCGUUCUUGUGCACUGCCAAGCAGGUGUGUCCCGCUCAGCUACUAUAGUCAUUGCUUACCUGAUGAAGCACACCCUCAUGACCAUGACUGAUGCCUAUAAGUAUGUGCGCAGCCGGCGACCAAUAGUCUCCCCCAACCUCAACUUCAUGGGCCAGCUGCUAGAGUUUGAGAGAGACCUCAACUCUGGGGUUACACCUCGCAUCCUCACCCCAAAACUGAGUGGCCUGGAAACACAAGUUUAAAAGGGCGGUACAAGAAAGAAGAUUGUGAGAAAACGAGAGGGGAAAGGGAGAUAAAUAGAAGAGGGAAUUGAUGGACAGAAAUGGAUGGAUAAAAAAACAAGGGUAAGAAUAAAGCCGUUUAACGAGAACAAACAGUUGAGGAUUUGAAGAGAGGUGACAGAAAUAACUAGAAGAUGAAAGCAGUCCAAAAGAAAUAGAUGAAAUGGUAUAUUUUAAUUGAAGUAUCUCCACGCUUUCUGUUCCAUAUAAAUAGCACUUAUUUGACAGUUGGCAAAUGAAUGUUUGUGCUACCCACCCUGAUUCUCUGUUAAUUAUGUGCCAAGUUUUAAUUCAAAGAAUGAGUCAGUUCACUUAAAUUAUUACCAUAUUACUAUUAUCAAACUUGGUUAAAUACAAACGCUGUAUAAAAGUAUUUGGGGGGGAAACAAAUGCAAUCAAAGAACACUCUGGCUGUCAAGCACAGAAAAAGAUCCGAUGUGUUGAGACUCUCAGAACUGUGACAUGCAUCACAUUCGAGACCCAAGAGCUGUAGCAAACUUCAAACUCCCUUUCCACUGUGCACAGAACUUUUCUAGACAGAUUAUUUUUGAUUUGGGAGUUCAUUUGAAGGCACUUUUUGGGUUACUUUGCGUUAGCUGCCAACUAUUUAUAAAUUUGUCCACUGACAUGAAGAUUCAUUUUGCCUUUGAAAUUUUUUCGAUACUGCUAUUUUUGUUACUUGAUUUUACAUCUUGGAUUCUUUAUCUUAGUGUCUUUGUGUGGGAGGUGUGCAAUAGUGUUGAUGCGGACGUGGGACUGAUUUAAGCUAUUUUCACUUGGACAGUGUUUCUCUAAUGGACUUUUUUUCUUUUGCAUGGGACAUGAACCAGCCAUUCUGAUGGCAGAUCUAAUCCAAAAAUCAUAUAUUUAUUUUUUAUUUCUUGCUUAUGAUAUUUAACAAAUGGCAAUUUGUAUAAAGCAAUGUGUAAUGAAAAAAAAAGUGUUAGAAGGAAAAGUGGAUAAUAGAAUAUAAAAUAGUUUUUUUUAUUCGACUCACUAUUUAUUUUACUUUGGGCAGGCAGCAAUGACUUAAAAUUACUCCAAUUAAUUUUUUUUUAUUUUUGUGCUUUCUGUAUGUGUUAUUAUUAUUAUUAUUUUUUUUUGAGCUGCAGAUGCUGAUAAGAUAUUGAGGAGAAACAUCUUGUGGAAUUGACCUUUACAUUUUUAAUAAGGAAUAUGUACACUGCUUAUUUCUGUGCGAAAUUACUGUGACUGGAGCAGGUCAACAUUAAUCUCACUCUUUAAUAUGAGCUAAUUUUGCAAUUCAAAAUUUCACACAAAGGUGAUAAGUAGAUAUUUAUAGUUUAUGCAAAAUCAGCAGGAAAGUUCCAAGGUCAUGCAGGUGUAGCUAAAACAUGAAGUGUUUCCGUCAUUUGCUUUUCUGUCAUAUUCAGUUCAUUGCAUAAGAAAAAUGAACACCCUUUCAGCUUUAAAGCCUGCCCUAUUUUUAAACAGCCUGCCUAAUUUGACCAUGAUCAGAUUUUAGUGCUUUCAGGACUGUAGGCAAACAAUCUGGUUUUGUAUUAUAUACCAUAAAGGAAACUAGAUCCACGUCCUCCAUUUAAAUUCUUCCUUCUUUUUCUUUUUUUUUCCUCUAUGCCCUCUAAGAGACUAUGCAUUAUUAUGGGAAUACAUUCUGUGAAAAAGACUUGGUUCACUCAGUUCACUGUGAAACAUUCUUCUUCCUGCAUAUUGUCAAGUUUUCAGCCUUGGUCCUUGAAGCCGCCUCUCAUCAGUCUUGACAAGCGAGGAGUUUGUCUGCUGUCUCUGAGCUCUUUUCUGCCUCACUGAGCCACUGGGCCUUCACACACCACUGCUGUGUCUCCAUUAAUGUGCUCUGCCCAACAGUGUGUGACAAAGUAUACUAUUUUGCAUUUCAAAAACCCCCUGCAGUAAAGACAUGUUAAGGUGUUUUCUUAUAGGUACAAGACCUCAGAAAUGCCCCCAUGUUUUAACAUCUGUCUGAUUGAUCUUAGUCCAGACCAGUUCAGUGCCAUUGCUGUGUUAUUUUAGGGUCAGCAGCUGCUUGUAUUUAUCAUACAGUGACACAUUGACUGUUUCUUUCUGUCUCUCACUGCUGACAGUGUUUUUGUCUGUCUCUGUAGCUUGAUUAUGCCCUGAGGAAACGAUUAGGUAAGCAACUCCUAAUAAACGGGUCUCAGUGAGGUGACAGAGUGCCGAGAAAUCAGACAAAUCUUAAUCUAAAAAAAAGCAGGAUUGGGCAAAAUUGGGAAUUCAAGAAUCGGCCUCCUUUCAGUUCAUGGGUUUGAAUUUGAUUUGAAUUGACCACAUGCCACAGCGUAUUGAACUGAAAUGACAUGAUGAGGAAUUCAAAGAAAUUCAACACACACUUGCAUGCCCUCAUGACUAGAAUCCAUGAAACAUCCCACACAAUACUGUACACAGUACAGCUCAAUACUAAUUCCUUCAAUUUAAAUUAGAAUAACAAUUCUCUUUUUUGCUACCUCAAUUCAAAUUCAGGAAUUGAAUUGGAAUUUAAAAGGCAUUGUCAGUUCUGUUAUCAAUGCCACAAAACCCUGCUAAACAUGGAUGCUGCUGAUUAGCAUUUAGCCUAACAAAUAUGUAUUUUUAAAACUUGAAUUAAGAUCCCGUUGGCAUCUGAUACAAAGUACAAUUUUCUUCCAGAAUUUCUUUAAAUCCAUCAUUUACCAUUUCAUUAAAACUGCCAGUUGCCACCACGUCUGCAUGAGAAAAUGUGUAAAGUGUGUUUUACAAGAAAAUAAAUGCCUGGGAUGCCUUUUGGUACAAUAACCGUCUUCCGAGUCAAUGUAGCACCUAUCAAUGGAAAGAAAUGGAAGCACUUGGUAGUUUUUCAAUUGUUUGGAAUCUUUUUUUUUUUUUUUUUUUUUAUAUAUAUAUAUAUCUGUCUGCUGCACAAAAGUGUGUGGAUCUGAGAAGUCAGUCUUUGUGUUUUCUGUGUGCUAGGCAUGUUGAGACAGUAAUGUGGGUUAGGGUUAGGUGUAAACUUUCAGACCAUUUUAUCAAUAAUCCCAACCUCAGCAGCUCAAGCUUCUCUGUAAACUCACAUCGGUCAAUGCCAUGAGCCACUGUUGUAUGCCUUCUUUACCCUGGAUUUGCUCUUCCAGACAUUGGGGAAAAUUGACCUCUUUGUACAUUCAAUCAUACCUCUCACUGUAGAAAAAAA